Molecule: messenger RNA, 3739 nt
Organism: Aethina tumida (small hive beetle)
Lineage: Eukaryota; Metazoa; Arthropoda; Insecta; Coleoptera; Nitidulidae
Exons: 9
Coding region: 148-1977 (609 amino acids)
Source: RefSeq, a predicted model, not a curated record
UGUCCCUCGUACGCCUCUCGCGCCUCUCGUCGUUGUCGUCGUCGUCGUCGCCGCCGCCGUGGAUACCCCCGAACCGAAUACGACGAUGCAUCGGGCUUAGGUCCGGACCGUGCGGUGGACCACUCCGAAUGGUGACAGCGCGCCACGAUGCAGUGCAGUGCCAGUGCGACGAUGUUCAGUGCAGUGGUGACGGUACUACUUCUCACCGUUUGGAUUACCCUGGCCGAAGGAGCAUGCACUUUCAAGAAGGAGAUGCGGGGCCGGUGGUUCCAAAGCGGCGUGCAGAACGUCCUGCUUAUCAACGCCUCUUACAUGGAGAGCAAAGGAGAAUGUUACGAAGAAUCUGUGGAUAAAUAUUUAGUUUAUGACAGGCACGACGAUUGCUAUAGAUGCAUGGCCAUCCACGUCAAACACAGCAGCGUGCUUCAAUACAAAGAGACUUAUUGCGAGAUGAAAUCGACAAUGACGGAGAUCUGUUACGGCAUAACCGGGGACGCGCCGCUCUACAGCAUGUUCAGGAAGUACCCGGAAACUAAGCCGAUCCCGUGUCCGUUCAAGAGUGCCCCCUUCACGUUCGCGUACAAUCGAGGCGCCGGCGAGUGCGGCAAUCCGCCCAGCAAGGCGGAAAGCUGCACCGACGAUUCGCGGAUGGUUUUCAAGUAUCAAGCUUGUCCGGAUAUUCCUUCUUCCGAAAGCAAUGUGGACGAACUCAUUUGCCUGGCGUUGUGGAAGGAGGGGUCGACCAGAUAUUUGAUAGGUAAGAUGGCUCAGGGUGGCCGUAGGAGCCUGACGUCAGAUGAAGACCAGUAUCGCUGCUUCAUUUAUCAAAGAGGAGUGGAAAACGGGAAGGUGGUGUACAACAUUGCUCAGUCAGCGGAUGCGUCGUGCAGCGGGAUGAGCAACGCCUUCGAAGGAAGUCGUACCAUGAAACUAACAACUGUAGAUAACCACCACAAUCGUUGCAAGUUCCCCGAAUGGAUAACUGACCACCAUACGUGGCUCAGCCUCGAUCACCACAAGACGUACCGGUUCUCGCAGAGAAACGCCACCUUGAAGAUCCUCGACGAUGAUCCACCGAAGAUCAACAAGGUACAAACUCAGGCGGCGUUCGCCCCCUUCCAAUUCGGAUUCGAGAGUCAGGAUCAAAGGCGGAAUUCGGAAAUGAGGGUGGUUUGUCACAGUAUACUGCAGGCUUUGGAGCACAAGAAGGUGCAGAUCGUUGCCCACGUCACUUCCGGAUGUGACAGUGGAUAUGUUUGCAUGGUCUUCUACAAGCGCGACUCCAACGUUAUUGAGUUGCAGCAGUCGGACACGUUGAUGGAGAAUGAAGAGGCUUGUGCCAACUUUGAUCCUUCCACUACUCCUUUCACUACUCUUAUAACGACGAACUUACAUACGAAAAAAUGCCCGCAUUUAGGAAAGUACAGUGUUCAAACAGUACCAAUAGAAGACAGGAGGAAGAAACGAGAUAAACCAAUGGAAGACAUGAACAACAUUCCCUUACAACCGGAGGAGGAAGACUGCGAUUUAGAAGACUAUCAAGCCUUGUCGGUUGGAUGCAGCGGCUCCAACGAGAUGGAGUUCAAGACGUCUUGCCGAAGACAGUCCUUAGUCUCAUAUCAAUGUCAUGGAAAUUGGAAAGAAAACGACAUGAACUACAUAAUAGCCAGCCCUUUGUCUAGGAAAACCAACGAUGCGUUGCGCUACUGCUUCAUCUACCAGAUCACGAGCCAGCCCCAAAGCGACGUCGUGGAGGGCACGUUGGGCCGGGUCGGGCCGCCGGUACUGAGACUUUCGGGCGCCACCGACAGCUGUCACAGGCACAUCGUGCCCGGCGUCACCGGCAGUUUGGCCUUCAACUUCACCAGCAACGGAACAUGCGCAGAAUACGACGCGAUCAACGCGUCGCCGUACGUCGUGCCCACCGUGGUGGUGGUGCUCGUGUCGUCGCUGGUCGUGACGUUAGUUUGGAGAUGAUGAAGACGAGCCACCCUUCACACUCUCACUGAGUACUAAGUGUUGCGGACUCGAGUGGACGUUUUAACAAGUGAUCAAUUUGAUGUUGAGAAUAUUUAUAUUAUUUAUUGCGGGGCUCAAGGAACGUUCCGUCGCGUCUCCAACCAAAGAAUUUAAAUUGAAUUUUCGUGGCGCGGCCUGGUCCGUUCUUUGAGCCGGAAUUAGUCAAUAUUGAAUUUUUGAUUUGGGUCGAUUGAAGAGCUAUUCGAUGCAAGUGAUGAUAUGGUAUGCUGUUGGUUUUUUAAAUGAGAAUUUUAUAUUGUACAUGUUUUUUAAAUUAACUCAAGUAUUUUUUUAAGUGGAUUACGUUUCGGGAACUAGUAGAGCUUAAGAAGGAAAAUAUAAUACACAACGAAGACGUUUUACCUCGGUUUUAUAUUAAUUAAUUAAUGACAAAGUUUUUCAGUUGUGAAAUUUAUUGUUUGGCGGAGAUAUAUAUUUGAGAAUCUGUGAUCGUGAACGGCAAAAUAACCGAAAAAGCGGCUUUUCUGCUUGAGUAUUUUGUUUCAAAAAUUAUAAUAUAUAAAAAACACUGUUACUGUCCACAAAUGUUUGUAAUUGUUUGUGGAUCGUGCGAAAUUUAAAUGAUAAAUGACCACAUUUCAAGAUGUUUUUCAUAUUUGUAUACAUAUUAUAUGUGUUGCCUCCUCCCAGUAUGUAUAUCUAGAACCUAUUCUAAAAAAAUGUCUGAAUAAAACACAUAAAAAAUGUUUAGGACUUAAAGCUAGGUAAACUAAGCAUUUUAUACAUACUCAUAGGCUCAGUAUUCUGAACAUUUUUAGCGUAAAAAUAAAAGAAAUUUUAUAUAUUUGGUACCGAUGCCAAAACAAAAUGAAUUAAAACAUCUGUUGACUUAAAAAUGAGAAUGUAUACAGAAAAGGAAAAGGUUUAUUUUGAUGUAAAGUUUGUAAAUAAAUUGAUAGUCAAAAGAAGAUUAGUAUUAUAACAAUGUUGAGGGAUGAAUGGAUUGGAUAUAUAUGAAAAAAAAAAAAAUAAAAUAACUACAACCCCCUCAAGAAUUAUUGGCCGGCCUCUCCACACUCCGGACGUUAAUUUUUGGGGGGCACGUUGUGCAAUGUUUCUUAGUGUUUUCUCUGCAUAUUUUUUUAAUGUAUAUCACCGAUUUCCUUAUUCACAAGCCAGUUUUUUCAUGUAAUAUAAUGUUCAUAAUUAUCUCUAGGCUAUAUUGAAGGAACUUUUCGAGUAACAUAUUCAUAAAAGUUGCGACCCGCGUCGCCGAUUAUUCACCGUUUUUGUGGAUAUGUUCGUUUUUUGUAUGAUAUUGUAUAUAUGUGUUAAAUAUGUGGUUCUUUCGUUUAUCCUUUUUCCUCCCGUAUUUUAUAAAUGUAUGAAAAGACUGUGAAGCUUCGGUAACUGUUUUUGAUUUAGGUAAACGGAAUGCCGACCCAUUAUUUCCGGGUCGCUUUCCAUGUUUUUAUCAUUAUUAUUAUUAUUAUUAUUAUUAAUAUUAUUAUUUUUUUGUGUUGCGUUUACUCUGUGAUUUUAGACACUUUAAUUAUAAUUUUAGGCGUUUGUUUUUGAUUUGUGUACAGUUAACAAAAGGCAGGUUUUUUAGAACGUUUUGCUUUUCAGUUUUGCUCCGGUUUAAUUUUUUGCAUUUAUCCGAUAUAUAAGUAUAGUGUGUCCAAAAAACUUUUGCUUAUCAUAUAUAAGGGUUACAAUUAUUAUAUUUUGACUAUGAAAAUAUAAUGAAAAUAUUGAA